GAAGCUUGGACCACAAUUUGCAGUAACUAAGCCCGGAAUAACACUAGAUCCGUAACGCAAGUGGCUGGUGUGGCUUGAUUAGGUGGGGCAGAUUAUGUGUUUCGGCGAACCCCACUAUAGCUCCGAAGCCAUCACCUACACGAUCGCCCGCAAUAGCUGAGUACAUUUACGAAAGAGGGUGAUUUAAGGGAAGUCAUGCUGCAUAGGGAUUGAAAUGGAUGGCAUUUUCGCGCUCGGCUCCAACGGGUCCGGCCAACUCGGCAUACACCACAAAGAUGAUGUUUCAGUCCCGAAGCAAGUCGAGUUUGUGGGCGAAGCUCCUGAGAGUGAUAUUGUCCAUAUCGCGGCCGGAGGUAAUCACACAGUACUUCUAACCGAAGCGGGGAAAGCGUACUGGGCUGGUGAUCCGUCAAGCGGUGCAUGUGGAAUAGUAGACAACACCGACAAGGAGGUUGAAAUAUCGAAAUUUCACGAGUUGAUAAUCUCAACCCCAAAGUCAGCGGGGUUUAUUCGCCAUGUAGCCUGUACGUGGGAUUCGACUGUCCUGGUAUUGGAGGAUGAAAAUAGUGGGGUUACUCUAGUAUACACCUGCGGUAUUGCUGACGUAGGGGCUUCAAGCACCAACUCAGAAUCGUCGACUGCGAAGUUGCCGACUUUGGUCGAAGACUUCCCUCCUCCUGAAAUUAAAGUCAAAAGCAUUUCCGCUGGAUUUAGGCACGUUGUGGUAGUACUGGAUAAUGGUGACGUCUACGGCUGGGGAAACGGGCGGAAGGGCCAAUUAGGAGAGCUGAAUGACACAGCUGAUUCAAAAGGCGUGAUACACCAACCCAAGAAAAUCUCCGGCGUACCUUUCAAGGUAGCACAAGCUGUAUGCUGCCAAUACACAACUUGUCUCAUCGGUGAACCGGGAGAUGGUCGAAUACUCGUUCUUGGAGCAGAUAAAUGGGGAUUGAAAAGUUCAGCCCCAGCUGAGAUACCCAAUUGGAACACGAUAAGUGCAAGUUGGGGAGGAAUUUACGUCUUGCAACGAAACGGGACGCUUGUAGCCUGGGGCCGAGACGAUCACGGCCAACUGCCACCUCCCGGACUUCCGGAGCUGGAGAGUAUUGCUGCCGGUAGCGAACACAUCGUAGCCCUCACUAAGGAUGGAGAUGUAUUAUCCUGGGGUUGGGGUGAGCACGGAAAUUGUGGUCCACAGACUGAAAAGUUCGGUGAUGUCAAGGGGCGAUGGAACGUACUUGCAUCAUUAAAGAAUCUGCCAGAGGGACCAAAGAUUACAGCCAUUGGGGCUGGAUGUGCUACAAGCUGGAUCAAUAUCGCGACAGAUGGACUUUUCCUCUGAGCUACUAUCAUCCCUUGCCUUCAUUAUAUUUCUCCUAUAAUUCCCCGCUUUCGUAGCUCGAAAGCAACCAUAAGACCC
Molecule: messenger RNA, 1420 nt
Organism: Hypoxylon trugodes
Lineage: Eukaryota; Fungi; Ascomycota; Sordariomycetes; Xylariales; Hypoxylaceae
Product: RCC1/BLIP-II
Exons: 1
Coding region: 215-1342 (375 amino acids)
Source: RefSeq, a predicted model, not a curated record